AUGACCGAGGAAGCUCAGAAUGAGGUCCCCAGAGAUGUAAGACUACUUCAUCUGCUGCUGGCAUCUCAGGCGAUACAGCAAUACGAGGAUCAGGUGCCGUUGCAACUGAUGGACUUCGCCCAUCGUUACACCCGCGGUGUACUAAAGGACGCCAUGGUUUAUGGAGACUAUGCUUCAAACGACACCAAUACUGAACUUUCCGUUGAAGACGUAAGACUGGCUAUUGCAGCAAGAACUCACUAUCAAUUCAAGCCUACAGCUCCGAAGGAGCUGCUUUUGCAGCUAGCCGCAGAACGUAAUAAGAAACCACUGCCGCAAGUGGUCAAUAUGUGGGGCACUCGAUUGCCCCCGGAGAAGUACUGUUUGACAAGCAAAGAAUGGCGUUUGGACGAAGAGGUUGAUGAAAAUGGGAACAAAAUAGGCUCCUAA
This is a messenger RNA of Lachancea lanzarotensis, 429 nucleotides long. RefSeq names its product LALA0S05e04214g1_1 (gene TAF9). Gene Ontology annotation, molecular function: transcription coactivator activity; protein heterodimerization activity; RNA polymerase II general transcription initiation factor activity. Gene Ontology annotation, biological process: DNA-templated transcription initiation; RNA polymerase II preinitiation complex assembly. The transcript has a single exon. Bases 1 to 429 code for a protein of 142 amino acids. The record is from RefSeq and is a predicted model, not a curated record. Gene Ontology annotation, cellular component: transcription factor TFIID complex; SAGA complex. Lineage: Eukaryota; Fungi; Ascomycota; Saccharomycetes; Saccharomycetales; Saccharomycetaceae.